CAUAACUAAAAUCCCUAAAUAAAAAUACUUGCUCCGCCUAUGCUGUUCAUGACUGCAUUGAGUAUCAAUAAAUGUCAGUUUCCUUCUUCUUUUUGUAAUCGAUGACAUUUGACGUAUAUAUUUCCAUUGUGCUAUAAUAUUACCUGCGUAAUAAUUAAUUGAAAAUAAUCGAAAUCGAAUUAAAUCGUUUCUAUGUACGUAAAUUAAAUAGUUUUAGGAAUUCGAAAACUAUUCUAGAGUGAUCUAUUUUCUCUGACGUGUCAACAACAGUAAAAAUUUGACACUUGACAAAAACUGACGUAUCUUAUCUAAUUUAAUAGAUCAUUUGUAUAGGUAUUACAUUACGUUACAAAAUUAGUUUUAAAAUUAUAUUACCAAAAUACGCAGUGCCAUUGCCGACGUUUUGAGCAAAUUUAACAGUAGUGCUAUUGUUUAAAAAAGUAAUAGUUGAAAAGAUUUGUGUAAGAUAUUCCGUAUAGGUAAAAAUAACUAGUCAUUCCUGUAAAACAUGGCUGACGAUGUUCCGGUAAAUAAAGGAAAACCCGAAGAAAAACCUGCAGAAGACGAUAAACAAGAGGAAAAUGCUUCGACCAACAAGAUCACGCUUCAUGUUAAAAGUCCAAAAGAGAAAGAAACCUUUCUGGUGGAUCCAGAAACUGGAAUUAAAGAACUUAAAGAGACCAUUCGAAAGAAGUUCCCGGUGGAAUCUGAUCAAUUAAUUCUAAUAUUCGCAGGGAAAAUUCUGAAGGACAACGAUACUUUAAAGCAACACAACAUAGUGAAAGAUGGGCUCACUAUUCAUCUUGUCAUAAGAUCCAGCAGUAGAACGGGCACCAGUACUGCUACCGAUGGUGGACAGGCACGAACUUCAGAACCCGCUUCCAAUCCAUUUGCUAACAUGGGCGGAUUGGCAGGUUUAGGGGGCCUAGGGGGGCUAGGAGGCCUAGGAGGUAUGGGCAAUUUUCCUGGCUUGGAUCAGUUAGGACUAGGCACAGCUCUAGGAGGCAACCUUGCAGAUUUACAAUCUAGAAUGCAAAAUGAAAUUCUUCAAAAUCCCGAUAUGAUACGGAGCAUUCUAGACAAUCCCGUUGUGCAGAGAAUAAUGAACGACCCGGAGAAUAUGAGAGCAUUGAUGACGAGAAAUCCUCAAAUGCAGGAAUUGAUGGAAAGGAAUCCAGAAAUCAGUCACAUGCUUAAUAAUCCUGAAUUGUUAAGACAAACAAUGGAAUUGGCAAGGAACCCGUCAAUGUUGCAAGAACUAAUGAGAACUCAUGAUAGAGCUAUAAGCAAUUUGGAAUCGAUUCCUGGUGGCUACAAUGCGCUGCAGAGGAUGUAUCGAGAUAUACAAGAGCCAAUGCUUUCUGCAACUGCUGAUCAGUUCAUUAGAAACCCAUUUGCCGGUUUAGUUGACAACACAUCAGCUAAUAAUCCUCAACAAGGAAGAGAAAACACCGAACCAUUACCAAAUCCUUGGAAUCCUCAAAGACCUAACACAAAUAACUCAUCCUCUACUCCUGCUUCUGCUAUAACUCCUUCUAUGUCAAAUUUGCUACAGAGUUUAGGAUCUACCGGAGGCAUUCCAACCUCAGGAGGUGUAACAAGCCCUGAAAAUAUGUCACCUGUUGUUGAUAUGCUUCUUCAGGAUCCCAACAUCAUGGAUGCUAUCAUUGGAAGUAGCCCUUUGUUCCAAGGAAACCCUGAGAUGAGAGAGCAGAUGAGGUCAAUGAUGCCGCAGAUUUUGCAACAAAUACAGAAUCCAGAAAUGAUGAAUAUGAUGUCGAAUCCUCAAACGCUCCAAGCUAUCAUGCAAAUCCAACAAGGAUUGGACACUCUCAGGCAGUCUUUUCCUAAUUUAGUUAAUUCCAUGACUAACAUCCCUGGAUCUGUCCCAACUACUACAAGUGCUACAGGAAAUACAACAGCUGCAAAUGCUACUACAGGAGGAACGACAACAGCAACUACUACCAAUACUACAACAAACACAACUACUCCUACAAACCCACAGCAAACCAAUGCAUUUUCAGAAUUAAUGGCCCGAAUGAUGUCUGGCCUAGGUAGUGGAGGUGGAGGAGGAGGAACUCCAGAAAAUACAUUACCGCCUGAACAACGCUAUCAGACCCAACUUGAUCAAUUAGCAGCCAUGGGAUUCGUUAAUCGAGAAGCAAACCUUCAAGCUUUGAUUGCUACGCUUGGGGACGUAAAUGCAGCAGUAGAAAGAUUGCUAGCAUUGGGUCAGCUUUCAAUGAGCUAACCUUUUUGAAAGAAAUAAUUUCAUGUUUAUUAUUCAUGUAUUUCCUUCAUUAUGUUUCUUUUUAUAGUUUAUUAUUGUUUUAAAAUGAUUUAGUUCAAGAGAAAAUAAUGUUUGCCUUGCUUGAAACCUUUUUUUAUAUAGGAAAUUCCAGAAUUUGCAAUCGGCAUAAUUCUUUAACUAGAAAAAAUUGGAAUUUCUCGUUAAUAUUAUAUAAAUAUUUAUGGUUGAAUGAAUACAGGUUAUGGGAAUUAUUCUUAAUCUGAUAUAAAAGAUAAAUGUAGUUUUUAAGAAUUUAAAAAAAGGUACAAAGCAAGACUACAGAAAUAUCAACGUUCUAGAAAACGUACAGAUUACUCUUAAUACGCAGAAUUUUCAUAUUUUCUAGUCAAAUAAAAUCUAUAAUAAACAAAUUGUUAGAGUAUCACCCCGACUAACCAUCAUAAAAAUUGUAAUAACAGCGAACAUUAUUAAGUACAAUUAAUCUUAAUGUUUUUAAUGCAACAUAAAUCAAAAUAAUCUAUUUCAUGCGUAAAAGUUUGUUUGGUGAGAUUUUUAUGCUAGUUUGAAGGUACUUCAAAUAAUAUUGAAAUAGUAUUUUUAACAACUUUGCUUCUUCAUAUUGCAAAUUUGCUGUAUUUUUCAAGAGUGUUGAUGUUACUGUAUUUCAAAACUUAAAAAAAAAGCAUUUGAGUUGUUAGCAUUAAAUAUGCACCAUGAAUUAGUUAGCUCAUUUCAUUACUCAUUAGUUUACUCACAGAUUUACUCAUUCAAUGAGAACAGAAAGUCGUCAAAAAUCCGAACUCGAAAUAUAUCUUCAUAAACAAGUUCCAUAAUAUCAAUUUUUGGCGGUUAUUCUGUGGAACGUCUUUGAAUUAUUUCAUAAAAAAAGUACUUGUUUUUCAAUAUAUGAAGCCAUAUAUAAUAUAUAUUUAUAUCUGUGUGUUUUUUAAGACAUAGACUUGUUGCAUUCCAGUGUAAUAUUUAAAUAUUUUCUUCAAAAGUAUUAGGUGUUAUGUGUGAUAUAAUAGUUUUCAAAUAAUUUCUAUUAGGCCUAUGUAACAAGUCUCUUUUCGAUUAAAAAUUAUAAAUUUUGACUGAAUAUUUCAAAAUAUUUAUAAAAAAUGUGACCUAAAUUACAACCAAAAUUCGUUUGGUAAAUUAUAGAUACACAUUAAUUCAUUAUUUUGUAAAAGUUAAUCUAUUUUCGUUAAUAUACGUUUUAUUAAAACGCAAAUAGCACAUAAGAAGAUUAUUGGCAAAUACAAAAAUGGUUUAUUUAGCAUAUUUAAAACAUAAUAUUAUUUUGCAUUACUUUUAACAUGUAUAAUAAUAUUAGAGUUUCUAAUGCGUGGUGAACUCUAAACGAGUCCCAAAAAGUGCUGAAUUGAUUUGAUAAUUACAAUCAAAAUUAAUUGUUCACUAUGUAAUAUUUUAAAUUUUAUCAGUUUGAUAAUAUACAGAAUUAAGGGAUUUCACAGCAAAUAUUUUAAUUUAUUGAUAUAUGGACGUUUUUAACAAAAAACUUAAUAAUUAUUGACAACGAACUAAAAUUCCUUACUUAGGGGUAACCAUAGACCAUGGAAAGUAAACCAAUUGUGAAAUUUAUUGGAUAAAAUAAAAUGUUUUUACAAGUUAUAUCAAAUAUACUAUCUGGGCGUGAAUAAACAAUUCAAACACAAUUUAUAUGGAGUACAAAAUUAUCGUGUGAAAAGGUAAUUGUGUUAAAAACAUUUCCAAUUACCUGUGAACUACUCCUACAAAAUAUGCAAAGUUUAUUCAAAAUAAAUGCCUAUCGGUCUACGUACUUCCAAGUUAACACCAUAAUUGGUUAAAUUAAAUAUUAAGGAAUUUGAUUGAAAGUGUAUAAUUUAUGAACAAUAAAGUAAACAAAGGCAAUAACAAAUUAAAACAAUCAGUAAAUUGUACAAAAUAAGUUAAAAUUAGUUUAUCUUUAUGGCCCUAAAUCCGAUAAAGGGACUAAAGACUUCAUUUGAUGAAAGUAGUCCAUAUGUAUAAUAAAUGAAGUCAAAAUGUUUGCAGGGAUACCCCUAAAUACCCGUAUACUAUGUAAAGUUUAUAUUAAAUUAUGAUGUGCUCAAUUAAUUUCAUCAAAUUUGACGGGAUUAAUAAAAGGUGGGCAAAAUUUCUUGUUAAUUUAACUGAAGAAAAUUCGACCAAUGGAAGAUUGUUGAAACAGUUGUAAAUAUCUCUACUAUCAAAAUAUAUGUUUGUGUAUCCUUAUAAAAAAUAGUUCGAACUUUAAGUAACUUUGAUAAAUAAACACCUAAGUACCCAGUUAAUACUUCAAGGUGUAUUUAGGAUAAUGAAACGGUACAUGAAAAACAUUGAAACAAACUUUAAUAAUAAAAUUUAAAGUUUUGUAAGCACAGAUGAAUCAUAUGCUAUAUCAGAUGAAUCGUAUGUUUCAGUUUACUAUAAUAAACGUUUGAAGGGUUAAGAGAAGAUUAUUACAUUGUAACGCUUAUUUGUGACUGUUAUGUGUCCUUUCACAAUUACCCAAUAAAUAGCAAUUUUUUAUAAUCAUUUUGUGUCUUAAAUGUAGAGGAAAUUCUAGAGACUGGGAAAGAAGCAACUUUUGAAUGUAGAAUUAGCUGUUUUUGAAACGAUAAUUUUGUUUUUAUACAUGUUGUCUUUUCAGUGUUUGAAAUCACAUAAGUGUAUUUGAAGACUAUGAAUCGUGUUAUAUAUUUUAAAUAUUUUGAAAAAUAAAAAUAUAUGAAUUACCAAGAG
This is a messenger RNA of Phyllotreta striolata, 5002 nucleotides long. Lineage: Eukaryota; Metazoa; Arthropoda; Insecta; Coleoptera; Chrysomelidae. The record is from the annotation of a GenBank genome assembly.